Messenger RNA from Colletotrichum truncatum, 1056 nucleotides. RefSeq names its product sucrase ferredoxin domain containing protein. NCBI's taxonomy places the organism in Eukaryota, Fungi, Ascomycota, Sordariomycetes, Glomerellales, Glomerellaceae. The record is from RefSeq and is a predicted model, not a curated record.
AUGGCGUCCGCAUUCAAAUCCCUGCUCUCCGGCGCAAAGAAGCUCGCCCUCGGCGACAAGCCUGAUCCGACGUCGCUUUUCCCAAAGACCGAUCCCCAAGUUGACGGCGACGCCUGCGAGCACGACUGCGAGAGCUGUCACGUCAAGUACCCCAAGGGCUUCAAGAUUGACGAGGACGAUGAGUUGUAUGGGCACAUCAAGGCUUGGAGCACCCACGCGCUUGUCGCGACGGGGAAGAGCGAUUGGGUCAGGGAUGUAGCGGACGAGAAGGGGAGUGUCAUGGAGGCUAUUGGCAAGGCUGCGGCGCCUAGUAAUGGGAAACUGAUGCUAUCUGCCUCAAACAUCCCUACACCCAACCACUCCUCCGACUACUCAGAACCAACGACCGUCCUCCUCCUCCCGGCCUUCGUCAUAAUCGACCACGUCACCCCCAACCGCGUAAAGGGCCUCAUAACCGAAUUCGUCGACAAGUCUCCGACAAACACGUCCCCCCUCGCCCCCCUCGCUCUUCCGACCACCGUCCCCGAAGCCACAAACGGCGCAACAGACACCGUCGCGAGCAUCCCCCCGCCAAUGUCCCGCCGUCCGUGCCCCCACAGCGCGCUGAUCCUGCUCUGCUCGCAAAAGACCCGCGACGCCCGCUGCGGCCAGUCCGCGCCUCUCCUGCGCAAGGAACUCGAGAGGCACCUCAGACCGCUCGGCCUCUUCCGCGACAUGGACGAUGAAAGGCCCGGCGGCGUGGGAAUCUACUUUAUUUCCCACGUCGGCGGUCACAAGUACAGCGCCAACGUGAUGGUUUACCGCCGUCCGGACGCCUUUGGCCUGGACAACGUGGAGAGGGCAAAGGUCGACGAGGCGGACCUUAAGCCCAAGGCCAGGACGGCGCUCCCGGAGACGGAGGACGUGGGUGCUGCGCAGUGUAUAUGGCUUGCGCGCAUCAUGCCCGAGGACUGCGAGAAUCUGGUGCGGUACACGAUUUUGCAGGGUAAAGUUGUGAAGCCUGAGAAGCAGUUGAGAGGUGGGUUCGAUCGUGCCAAGGGGUUGAUGAGUUGGUAG